Cyclopterus lumpus (lumpfish) is the source of this 1030-nucleotide messenger RNA. RefSeq names its product c18h3orf33 homolog (H. sapiens) (gene miso1). Lineage: Eukaryota; Metazoa; Chordata; Actinopteri; Perciformes; Cyclopteridae. Bases 24 to 827 code for a protein of 267 amino acids. The transcript is spliced from 5 exons. The record is from RefSeq and is a predicted model, not a curated record.
GAUGCAUAGAAAAUGUCAACAACAUGCCGGAGUCUUUCGGAGAAACAGAAACUGACGAGAGACUCACGGACAGACAACAAAGAGAUCAAGGAAGUCCGUCGUCUCAUAAUAUCGCGUCUUUAAUAUCUCAGUUUGCAGAUGAUCAUUCAACACUUGUGCGGAACAUAAGCACAGGACUGGCAGUUGCUGGUGUCAUUGUAAUUGCAAGGAGUAUCAAACUGGUCACCACAUUUCAAGCUGCUUCUGAGAUCCCCGCUCGUUUUAUUGAGAGGAACGUCAGCCUUCGUGGGAAAGUUCAUUCAAUCACAGAGAGAGGACUUGAAGUGGAACAUGUCCCAAUUUAUCUGCCAGUCGUCUCUCCGUUUCUUUCAAAAUACAAAGGUGGGUGCACGUCCCCGAUGCUGGUGCAUCUUGCAGGAGUGGAGUUGACUCCAGAGGGCAGGGUAUGGCUGCAGAAGAACUUGGCUCCUGCCCAAACAGUCUGGCUCAAACUUAUCAGCCGAGAAGACGACAUACUUCACUGUUUGGUGUCUCAAAGCAAGGUAAUUUCGCUGUCUCUCCAGCAGGGGUCGAUGUGGAGCUACUGUCUGAACGAAGAGGUCCUCAGGCUCGGUCUGGCUCGCACCGCGCCCGUGGUCGGGGUCCUGCCUGACUCUAGCCUCUACUGGCGUCUUCUCAAACGGCUGCACAAGGCAGAGGUCAAAGCUGAGAGGAAGGGGCGGGGACUGUGGAAGCAGGACAGCCUAUGGGAGAGAGCCUCCAAAGUUGUCAUGGACAACGCUUUAUUCAGACUGAUAAGGAGGAUCUUGAAGAAGACCUUUGACUGAUCGCUACAAGACAGAGUUGUUUAAUUAAAAUGUGACAGCACAUAAUCUGUGUCAUUUAGUCUGUAUGCGGGUUGUUGCCAACUGAUGUAUUGACACAAAAGAAGUUUAACAAUCUCCCCAUGGGUUAUAAAAUGUACCAUCCAUCACUAAUCUGUCAUGUAAGAUAGGUAUGCUUAUUAAUGCUAUAUAAACAACUACAUUUC